This is a messenger RNA of Alosa sapidissima (American shad), 1336 nucleotides long. RefSeq lists its product as uncharacterized. The record is from RefSeq and is a predicted model, not a curated record. NCBI's taxonomy places the organism in Eukaryota, Metazoa, Chordata, Actinopteri, Clupeiformes, Clupeidae. Bases 601 to 1221 code for a protein of 206 amino acids. The transcript is spliced from 11 exons.
UCAGCCAAACGAGGAAGUAAACAAUCAUGGCUACUUUUGCAUACUCAGAGAAGUCGACAGUAAAACUCAUAAUAUCAGUUUCUUGUGUGUAUGUGUUAGCUAUUUUCUUGGGUACAGUCGAUGCCUUUCCAUCGAGUUACCACAGUCUUCAGGAUACUUCAAAUAGUCGACACCAAAGAGACAUUAGCCCGACUGCAACAACUCAACAGGUCAGGCUUCAUCCGGGGGUUGUCGCAGCUGUGGUUAUCGUUUCAUUGGCUGCAUUGGUGGCUGCAAUAUAUAUCAUUCGGAAAUACUGCUUCCCUCAAAAUGAUGCCGUAUACAGGUAUUCAGUCCUGAGACAGAUGGAGGAACAACGCACAAGUGCUACCGAGGAGAGCCGACUAUCAGAGGAGUCUGACGAGAGAAAGUCGAUUGGGGGAGGCGUUUAACACACAUGUGACUGGUUUGUUUUAUGGGAGGUGACUGUUUUGUAUCCUUAUUGAGCACUAUACCCUGGCUUUGAGAUCUUUGGAACACCUAACCAACCCAUGGCAAUUAGUUGCCUAAUAAGUUACUUAAGCUAAUUUAAGUAAAACAAUUAAAUAUAUAUAUAAGAGUAUGAAAGGGUUGUACUUAAUCACUGGAAUAUGUUUGGUCCUUUUCAUUGCCUGUUGCAUGAUUUAUGUGCAGAAACCUGACUUACAGCCCGUACACCUGCAAGGCAAUGUAAAUCCAAUCUUGAAAUGCCCCUCACAUAAAGGCUGCACCUUCGACCAGUUUGCAUUUUACAUCAGGAGUGGGGUGGCUAAUGUGGUGCCACCAAAGAUCUGCUUUCAAGGCAAAGUCAUCAUAAGUGCAGCAAAUAUGAACACAGGCCCAGGUUUAAACAUUGCGCUGUUGGAUAAUAAAACUGGCAACGUUGUGAGCAGUGAGUUCCACUUCCAAGAAUCAGAUUUGCUGGACUUUCUGAGAGGAAUUAUGCCGGGACAUAUCAUACUCAUCGCUUCAUAUGACAAUCCAGCAUCCAUGCUGACAGGUGAAAUCCGUGAGAUCUUUAUGGGACUUGGAAGCUCCAUUAUUCAAAGAGUAGGAGCUCGUGAUAGUUGGGUCUUUGCGGUUCAGAAGGGUUCGAAAGAAAGACCAUUUGAAAAGUACAUUCCUAAUGAUGAGAAGACCAACACAUACAAGGAGUGGACCGACUAUAUAGAACUGUCAGGAUGCCUUUCCAAGAGGAUCUGAGAGAACUUCCCUUUGGUGACGCCAACAUCUAUUAUAGCUUCCAGGCAUCCACCAAAAUAAACUGAAAUGGACAUUGUUUACAAACUUGCAAAAUGAUGAGUGCAAAAGAAAUGUG